AGCGGUAGAAGCAGCAAUUUAUCUGUGUGCAGCCCCAAACGGAGAGGAAGAUGCUAAUUAAAGUGAAGACGCUGACCAGAAAGGAGAUUGAGAUUGACACUGAACCCACAGACAAGGUGGAACAAAUCAAGGAGUGUGUGGAGGAGAAAGAGGGAAUUCCCCCAGAGCAGCAGAGGCUCACCUACAGUGGUAGACAGAUAAACGUCAAGAAGACAUCAGCUGAUUACAAGCUGUUAAGUGGUUCAGUCCUCCAUCUGGUAUUGGCUCUGAGAGGAGGGGGUGGUCUUCAGCAGUGGUGGACCCUGCUCCAUUUUACCUCCUUGCCCUGUCACUCAUAAUGAGGCAUCAUAUAUCCUCUCACUCUGUGGGACUCUAGAGCCACUGCCCCUCCCCUGGCUGCCCAGUCUGUUGGUGGGAGACUGUGAGGACCCUAGGAAGCAGUGUUCCUGGCCCAAAGGGCCCUUGCUGGCUAUUAGGUUUUAGUUUGCAGUCCUGUGUGCUUCCCUCUCUUAUGGCUGCGUCCCUGAUUCUCAAUAAAAUAUUCUUUGGCCAAAAAAAAAAAAAAAAAUUGGGAUUGAAAUGC
This is a messenger RNA of Bubalus bubalis (water buffalo), 583 nucleotides long. RefSeq names its product NEDD8-like. Gene Ontology annotation, biological process: modification-dependent protein catabolic process; protein neddylation; regulation of proteolysis. Gene Ontology annotation, cellular component: nucleus; cytoplasm. The coding region runs from base 51 to 338 and encodes 95 amino acids. Gene Ontology annotation, molecular function: protein tag activity; ubiquitin protein ligase binding. NCBI's taxonomy places the organism in Eukaryota, Metazoa, Chordata, Mammalia, Artiodactyla, Bovidae. The record is from RefSeq and is a predicted model, not a curated record. The transcript has a single exon.